This is a messenger RNA of Larimichthys crocea (large yellow croaker), 3044 nucleotides long. RefSeq names its product muscarinic acetylcholine receptor M2. Gene Ontology annotation, cellular component: plasma membrane; synapse; dendrite. Gene Ontology annotation, molecular function: G protein-coupled serotonin receptor activity; G protein-coupled acetylcholine receptor activity. Lineage: Eukaryota; Metazoa; Chordata; Actinopteri; Sciaenidae. The transcript is spliced from 3 exons. The record is from RefSeq and is a predicted model, not a curated record. The coding region runs from base 1456 to 2796 and encodes 446 amino acids. Gene Ontology annotation, biological process: regulation of smooth muscle contraction; G protein-coupled receptor signaling pathway, coupled to cyclic nucleotide second messenger; chemical synaptic transmission.
GUAAGUGAUAGAGUUAGAGAUGCUGUAAUGAAGUUUCAUCUGACUGUAAGAGCAGGAAGGAAACAUCUCUCAGGUACAGUAUGAUGUUAUCAUGUGGCCUAAUGGAGUCACUUACAGGGUUUUAGCAGUAUGCAACAACCCUUGUGGUCUCAACUAAGUGUCUUAACAUUGAUUUUCUGAUCACAAUAUAUCAGUUAAUCAUAUGCUGUGCAUAUUGCAGGUCUAUUACUGAUGUUUCUUGUUGUUUUUUAACAUAAUUGUGACUGUAAUGAUGUCUUGCUUUAAUUGUGAUGUCUGUUUUCUUUCCUGGGGCUAUUUUAACUCAUUAAAAGCACAAAACAGGUAGCUCCAUCUGCACAGCACAUAUGUUGUUAGUAGACAAUUUUAUCCAAACCAUCUAACAGCACUAUGAAUGCCUGGGUUUUUAGCGUGCGUGUCAGACUUUCAUAACUCACAGAACAGGUAUCUCCAGUUUUUUACUCACUCCGAUGGCUUCUGCAGAUAAAUCAUCUUUAGCCUCUUAGAUCUUGACAUUAAAACCCAAUCUUCUAUUAAAGUUUAUUUGCACGUCUGUCUCAAAGAGCAAACAUGCAAGAACACAGAGACACGUCCAUGCACACGGAUUUGAUAGCUUCCCAAAUGAAAAUCCAAUUUUCAAACCGGGCAGUACCUAUUUCAUAUCAAGGGGAUGGGAGAUGCUGUUAGGAAAUGACGCCUGCAGGAUCAAGAUAACAAAUUGACAUUUUUGAAUUGGCUCUCAGGCUCAGAUUAGAUACUCUCAAAGGGCAUUUUGUGACUUUCAAGGCCAAAUGGGAAAUGUAAAUGAACUCUCUAGAAGUGUAGGUGACCUCGUUACAUGCUCCUGUUCAACCUGUCAGGUCAGAUUUGAUCAGACUUUCAGGUCACUUAAGAUGUGGCUAAAGAGAGAAGCUCAAGAUUUGUACAGGUAUAAAAAUAACUCAAUCCAAGUGUCAGUGCAAAAUGGUUUAAAAAUCACUUUAUAUUCAGCCAUUUAAUCACAUCUACAAGAUUGUCAGUACAUGUCAUCUUUGAACCAGGGUUGUAUAACAGUUAAUUUACAGAUAUAAAAUAACACCUACUGUGCAGAUUUUAACUCCAGCCGAGUUUCAACAUGUUAUUCCUGAUAUAAGUAUGUGGGACACUGCUGUAUGUUUUUAAACACAGCUACUGAAACCUUUAUUUACUCACCUGUCCAUCUUUCACAUCUAGGCCGACCUGUUAAGCUUAAAAAUACUCGCAACACCUGCCAAGUGCUGACAGGCUGACAGUUAGGUGUUUGUGAUGCAUCUGUAACAGUGCAGACAGAUGAAUGCAUCCAAAACAGGAGAGAGUUGACACUGUAAAAAAAAAAAAAGAUUGAUAAUUAACUAUGUGUUUACAGAUAUGAUUUGAGCCUGAAGCACCUGUGAAGAGGACAUCCAAAAGGCAGACAGUAUGGAGACUCUGAAUUCAUCCCACGCUGCCAACACCAGCGGUGAUAAUGCCAGCCUCUUCUCUCAAAGUCCGUACACAACUGUGGAGAUUGUACUCAUCAUCCUGGUGGCUGGAUCUCUGAGUCUGAUCACUGUCGUUGGAAACAUCCUGGUCAUGCUCUCUAUAAAGGUAAACAGGAACCUGCAGACCGUCAACAACUACUUCCUGUUCAGCCUGGCCUGUGCAGACCUCAUUAUUGGCAUCUGCUCCAUGAACCUUUACACUGUCUACAUUGUGAUUGGCUACUGGCCCCUAGGAGCCAUCGUGUGUGACCUAUGGUUGGCCGUUGAUUACGUUGUCAGCAACGCCUCAGUCAUGAACCUUCUCAUCAUUAGUUUUGACCGUUACUUCUGUGUCACCAAGCCUCUCAGCUACCCAGCACGCCGCAGCACCAAGAUGGCGGGCCUGAUGAUUGCUGCGGCCUGGGUGUUGUCCUUCAUCCUCUGGGCUCCAGCAAUUUUGUUCUGGCAGUUCAUUGUAGGCGGGAGAUCCGUGCCACCAGAUGAGUGCUACAUCCAGUUCUUCUCAAAUGCAGCAGUGACAUUUGGGACAGCCAUAGCAGCUUUUUACCUACCAGUGGCCAUCAUGAUCCACCUCUACUGGCGCAUCUCCAAGGCCAGUCGCAGCCGAGUCAGAAGGGACAGCAGGAAGACUUCAGGAACCAGUCUGGGAGAAGGUCCCUGUCACAGCCAGGAGGAUGGAUGUGAGACCCAGAACACCUGCAUCCCAUCAAGAGACGCUCAGGAGGAGGCUGGACACGAGAAGGAGACAGAGCAGCAGAAUGGAGGCGGACCCUGCAUGGAAGAAAGUCUGGAUCAGGUGGACUCCACGGCAGAUGGCAUCCAUGCUUCGACAUCUAAAGACAUCGCGGUCCCUACGACAUCACAGAAAGGCUCAGACGGUGUGAAAAAGACAAAUCGAACACAGCCGCCUUCUCCGGAGAACUCCACCGCUGAUAGACAGAGUUUGGCCACAAGGACUCUGUUGAAGGUAACAAAGCAGAGCGCUGUAGCAAAGUGGAAAAAGAAAGGCAUUUCUUCCAGGGAGAAAAAGGUGACACGCACCAUCAUGGCCAUCCUGGUUGCUUUUGUUGCCACAUGGACUCCGUACAAUGUGAUGGUCUUGAUCAACACCUUCUGUUCAGCCUGCAUCCCAAACUCUCUCUGGACCAUCGGCUACUGGCUCUGCUACAUCAACAGCACCAUCAACCCGGCAUGCUACGCCCUCUGCAACGCCACCUUCAAAAACACCUUCAAGCACCUGCUGCUGUGUCAGUACAAGAACAUACGUACAGCACGAUGAAGGCGAAACACUGACUCAAAAUAAUGUGAUAAAUCUUGUAAAGUGAGAUAAAUAUAGACUAGGUGUGUUUUUAUUGUGCUCUUACUCCAUUUCUUUUUCAAUGGUUGAGCUUAUUUCCAUUGAAAAUAUCCUGGUGAAAUUAUAAACCACACAUUUAAAGGCAGAUAUUGAAUAUAAUGUACAUAAUUAUGUUUUCAUUAGUGUAUAAUCACCUGAAAAUAAAUAAAAUGAGCCAUUUAUAGCUUCAG